AUGCUUUCUUCCAGUUCAAUUGUGACGUUCUCCAACUUGAAGCAGGUCCCCAACCCAGCUGCACUCGGUCUGUUCUCCUUCGCGUCCACGACCUUCAUUCUGUCUCUCUACAACGUCAACGCCCAUGGAGUCAUUCUCCCCAAUGUAGUCGUCGGUAUGGCCUGCUUCUGCGGUGGUCUUGCCCAGCUUCUUGCUGGUAUGAAUUUAUGCGCCCAUCGCUGGCUCAAGCAACCCAAGACAAACGGAACUGCGGACGAGUUCUGUGUUUACUAUGGCAGUCUCAAUGAAGAGCAGAGGAAGGAUUAUGACAAUGUAGCUAACGUUAGUGUUCCAGGCUAA
Molecule: messenger RNA, 339 nt
Organism: Suillus subalutaceus
Lineage: Eukaryota; Fungi; Basidiomycota; Agaricomycetes; Boletales; Suillaceae
Product: GPR1/FUN34/yaaH family-domain-containing protein
Exons: 4
Coding region: 1-339 (112 amino acids)
Cellular component (GO): plasma membrane
Molecular function (GO): acetate transmembrane transporter activity
Source: RefSeq, a predicted model, not a curated record